UGAAUAUUGACCUCGAUGCCGUUCCCCUUUACCUUCAACUUUUCUGUUCCAGGCCUCUCGAAUCCCUUCUAUAAACCUCCCAUACCGCAAACUUUAUCGAGGGACGUAAAUGAAGCCUUUUGUCAAUCUAGUUCAAUCACCAGUAGACCCGAAGAUGAAGAUGAUAUCCUCAAUCUCACUCCUAACUCUACUCAUCUGUCUCAGCGACAACCAAGUCCUCAAAGAAACUCGAAGAAACGAGGCUGGGAGCCGUCAUACCACGAAUCCAGUCACUCAAUGACCCAGACGACGUUGGCGUCCUCCAGUGGAUACCUGGACACUCCAGCGAAGUACCGGGCAUUGGCAGAAGGGCAGCUUGAAGAGACGUUUCAGUAUAUUCAAAACCCUGGGCCCGAGGUUGAUGGUGAGUGGACACAGAAAAAUUUUGUCAUGUUUUUUCCCCCAAGAUGAUCUUCGGGUAAGCCUUGCGGAGAAAAUGAGGCUUUGAUCAUCCGAUUUGGUUCAUUUAAGCAGGCGCUCUACACACGCCCCUUGCACACCUUCUUAUCUCCUGCAUGUCGCAAUGUGUAAACGCAUGCGCACUACGCAUUGCUGCCAUCGGUAUUUAUACUGUGGUCGUAUGCCAGGUGCUUCUUGCUCAUUUCAUACUAUUCCUACAUCACUUCUGGUUUCUUUUCUCUGCUUUUUCUCAACUUUUUCUCACUUGCUCUUCUUUUUUCAUGCGUCUCCUUUGCUUCCUUAUCAAUGUAGACGCUUUGCAACCACCUGCAAAACGCCGUCGCGGGCUCGCCGGCUCUAUUGUCUCAACCGCUCUGAGUGCUGCACUUAUCGGUACAGCCGUUGGGCUUACCGUCUAUCGCCUAUGGCGCGAUCGAGGAAAAGCCGAACCUCUUGCAAUGACUUACGAGCAACCUCCCCCACCCCCAUAUUCCGAAGCCGAAUCCCGAUCACGAUCACUCGAGAAGACCUCCUUACCGAACGCUCCGCCAGGUCUGAACGUCAUCCCACCCACACCUGUGAGGAGGAUUCAUCCGCAUAAGCCACAGCGGUCGACACCUCGUAGACGUCGUGUGAAGGCAGCGAACCUCGGAUUUACAUCCCCAUCUUCCAACGCUGUCUUUCCCAAACCCAAAGCCGAAUUCGACUUCUCAUUCCAAUCAACAUCGCAAUCUUCUUCCACUUCCAAGCAACUUGCCAAUGAGGUUGAGGUUGAAGACCAGAUGGACUGGAUUGGCGAUAAGCUCAGCAUGCUUAUCGAAGAGGGCAAACGAGCUCUAGGCCGAGAAGUCGUCGUAUCCAGCGAAUGUGCAGCAGAUGAAGUAGACGAUGGGUCUGGUGGGUGGGUUGAGGAACACGAAGAUGGUGGUCGUGGCAAAUCACGAUCUUCUUCCCCCCGGAGGGUGAGAAGGAAGGAAAGUCAGAGACGACUUGGGAUUAGACAUAGCCCUACAUCAUCGCAUUCCGGGUCUCUGCCUUCUUCGCCACCCUUCUCUUCUUCAACAUUCCCUGCAUCUCAGGCAAUGGCUUAUGGGUCUCUUGGCUCUACCGCUGUAGGUUCUGGCUCUGCUUGUGAGAGUCCAGAGAUCCGAGAGUCGAUGGAAAGGGCGAGGAGGAAGGCUAUGGAGGCUCGUGCUGCUCGUGCCGCAGGUGCUCCGUUUUCAUAACCUCUGCCGUAUCUCUUCUCUGCCUUUUCACCUUUUCAAGUUCACGACGUGAUGCCCUUUUUAUUUUUUGUUUUAUAACCGUCCAAGAUAUCUGGACCCACAAUACAAUUGUAUCAAUACUCACUCAUUCCUUCACAGGUCUUUCAUUUUAUGGCCGUCCAGAUAGAUCCAUCGGCUCUUAACUAAUUUAUGUCCCCACCCUCUCCUUGUUUUCGUUAUUCGUACUACACACUAUUUAGGUUUUUGGUAGAGGAAUUAAUAUAAACGCUAUAUCUUUACG
Molecule: messenger RNA, 1944 nt
Organism: Marasmius oreades (fairy-ring Marasmius)
Lineage: Eukaryota; Fungi; Basidiomycota; Agaricomycetes; Agaricales; Marasmiaceae
Exons: 2
Coding region: 555-1664 (369 amino acids)
Source: RefSeq, a predicted model, not a curated record